AUGGGCAAGAUCGCCGUAACCAAGUCGCUACCGUUCCUCGUCGGCCCGUCGGAGCCGAUGCCGGCGGCCACCCUGCGGCUCACCGGCAUGGACAGCGCUCUCUCUGCUCUUCCCAUCGCCGCGCUCUUCGUCUUCGACCGUCCCGUCGACCAGCCGGCGGAGACGCUGAGGAGGGCGCUGUCCCGAGCGCUGGUCCUCUACUACCCUAUCGCCGGCCGCCUCGUCGACGGCGGCCACGACGGCCUCGGCGUCGCGUGCACUGGCGAGGGCGUGGCGUUCGUCGCCGCGUCGGCGAGCUGCACCCUGCGGGACGCCAUGCUGUUCGAGUCGUCGCGGCCGCCGGCGAUCGCUCUGGAGGAGCUCGCCGUCACCUUCGACGGGAUGUGCAUGGAGGACCCGCCGCUGGUGCUGAUGCAGGUGACGGAGUUCGCCUGCGGCGGGUUCGUCGUCGGGGUCACGUGGAACCACGCCAUCGCCGACGGCACCGGGAUGGCGCAGUUCUUGCAGGACGUCGGCGAGCUUUGCCGCGGGACGCCUUUGCCGUCAGCGGUGCCGCCGACGAGGUGGGACUACUCCCUCCCGGAGCUCCCGCAGGAUGUCAUCUCGUCCACGGAGGCGAUCGUGAGCUGCGAGCCGCAUGACUACGCGUCCUCCUACAUCACCGUCCCCAUGAGCUUCAUCAACAGGGUCAAAGCCGAGUUCAGCCGCAGGGAGGCGCCGUCGCCAUGCUCGUUGUUCGAGGUUGUCGUCGCCGCGAUAUGGCAGUGCCGAGCCCGCGCGACGAUGUCCAGCGACGCCGACGCCGGCGACCCCCUCGUGGUGGUGUUCACCGCGAACGUCAGGAAGCAAGCCCAGGCCAAGCCCGGGUACUACGGCAACUGCUUCACCUUCCAGAUGGCCGUCGCGAGGCGCGGCGAGGUGGCCAACGGCGGCGUGGUGGAGCUCGUGGAGCGGCUCAAGGACGCCAAGCGACGGAUACCGUACACGUUCGAGAUGGACGGACGGCGCCAGCCGGGGGGCGCCGCCGGCGGGGUGCUGAUGGAGGCCCUGCGCCGGGACGACGCGCUACUCGUGUCGAGCUGGUGGAACCUCGGCUUCGACGACGUGGACUUCGGCGGCGGCUCGCCGGCGCGCGUGAUGUACAACAUGGAGCGCAAGAUGGUGCCGAGCUGCUUCCUCUGCGGGAGGAAGGGGAAGGACGGCGUCGGCGCCAUGGCGUUGUGCGUCGGCAAGGAGCACGCGGAGGCGUUCCAUGCCGAACUGGGAAGGCUUCACUGA
This is a messenger RNA of Oryza brachyantha (malo sina), 1278 nucleotides long. Its product is annotated as acyl transferase 15-like. Bases 1 to 1278 code for a protein of 425 amino acids. The record is from RefSeq and is a predicted model, not a curated record. The transcript has a single exon. NCBI's taxonomy places the organism in Eukaryota, Viridiplantae, Streptophyta, Magnoliopsida, Poales, Poaceae.